Dacryopinax primogenitus is the source of this 180-nucleotide messenger RNA. RefSeq lists its product as uncharacterized. The annotation marks the transcript as partial. Lineage: Eukaryota; Fungi; Basidiomycota; Dacrymycetes; Dacrymycetales; Dacrymycetaceae. The record is from RefSeq and is a predicted model, not a curated record. The transcript has a single exon.
CUGCUGCACUUAGCAGAUUGCAUGGAAUGGACUGGUCCACUUUGGACAACAUGGGCAUUUCCUAUGGAGCAAUUUUGCAGUCAGCUACAAUGUGCAGUGACAGGACAUUUGAAUCCUUACCCUGGAAUCGACCAACACAUCCUCCAACUCUGCCAGUGGGACAUACUGAAGCUGAAGUAC